CCGCGUUGCCCAUAUGGUCUCUUGUCGAUGCGAUCUGGCACCGUGAGGUCGACAUCGUCGCCGGCGACGACCACGGCGGCCAUGGGACCGCGCAGGCCAUGGCGACCAGGGCGAAGCUUAUGCAAUGUCAUGGUCACGGGUGGACGGCUCGCCAUCGACCAUAGCAGCGGCCAUGACCCGCCACCGCGAUGUGGGACCUCGGUCGUCGAUCAUCGCCGAGCGCCGCGGUCGAUACCGGUUCGCUGCUUCCUUGGCACGACUGUCAUGCGCGAAGCUCGCCGACAAUACUGGCAGGAAGCUCGCCAGCUAUACUACUGGCAGGAAGCGCGCCCUUGAUGCUGGCAACGCAUGCGUCGUGCAUGCACGUCGACGACGUCGUUGGUCGCAUCGAUGCAAGCGCGGUGCAAUGUACGGUCACCUAUCGUCCAUGAUGAUUCUGUUGGCGGAAGCUCCAUCGUCCAUGGCAGCGCGGUGAAGGUUGCUCGUUGAACGAACGUUAUCAGACGCCGUCCGUCUGAGCUGUCGCUGGGGAUCAGUACACCCAUGCUGGUCUACUCUCUCGGAUGCUACGAUCGCCAUUUCCGAUUUUACGACGCCACCAGCAUGCACAAGGCGACGCUCCUCCUCGUCUUCCUUCUCGGCCUCGUCAUGGCGGUGCCGGCGCCCUUCGGGUCGCUCCUCGGUGUCACACACGGCAACACGAGCGUCUUCUCGUGCGACCACCCGCCCGAGGACAACCCCAACUACCACCCGCCCGGCACGGACGAGUCGAACGGAACGUACACGGGUCUCCGGUGGCAGUGCGUCGAGCUCGCGCGCCGGUACCUCUUCAUCAACCGCAACCUCCUCUUUGCCUCCGUCGAUGGCGCCGUCGACAUCUUCAACCUCACGACCAUCACGGACGUCGGCAAUAACGUCUCGGUGCCGUUCGUUCCGCAUGCCCAGGGGUCGGCAACGCCGCCUGUGCGUGGGUCCCUUCUCAUCUACAAGGACGUGGGCAAGUACGCGCCGUGGGGCCAUGUCGCCGUCGUCGUAGACGUGGAGAGCAGUCACAUUGACAUUGCCGAGCAAAACGUCGAAGACAGCGUGUGGCCGCCGGGCCAAGGCUACUCGCGUCGGCUCAACGUGACGCGGUCGAGUUCGUCGUUUACAGUCGGCAAGUAUUAUCGCGACGACAACGAGGAAGUCGUGCUGGGGUGGAUGACGGCGGCGUUGCACCCAGCGUGCUAGUGCUAUUAUAUAUGAACGUGUUUCGCGUUAUCUUCAUAAUUACACAAAGACUUCGCAUACGU
Messenger RNA from Saprolegnia diclina VS20, 1292 nucleotides. RefSeq lists its product as hypothetical. Bases 544 to 1230 code for a protein of 228 amino acids. The transcript has a single exon. Gene Ontology annotation, molecular function: ligase activity. Lineage: Eukaryota; Oomycota; Saprolegniomycetes; Saprolegniales; Saprolegniaceae. The record is from RefSeq and is a predicted model, not a curated record.